AUGGAUCCAUCGCCUUUGGCCCGACGUCGAGACCGUCGGGCUGCCCCCCGCAGCUGGACCACCACGGCAUGCGCUCGCUGCCAAAAAAGAAAGAUUCGGUGCGAUGGGGUUGUUCCUGUCUGUGGCGGUUGCCAACGGGCCCGUGUGGACUGCACUGAGGGUCAUGUGGAAGAGCUAGAAAUACGCAUUGAAUGGCUGGAGUCAAUCAUACAGGAGCACCUGCCACAUAUUGACCUCAGCAAGUUUGACUCUGGUCACUUGAAUCAUCCUCGGAGCUCUGAAUACGGAGUGUCUACAAAUUCUGCUACUUUCCAGACCCCUGUUCCGCAGACUGCGCAUACUAGAGAUGGCUGGAACCCAGCUCGUGACGUAACGGACCAACUAGGUUUGGUAUCGGUCAAUGCUGGGGCAGAUCUGCGCUAUCUAGGGCCCUCUAGUGGGCUGUUCUUCACGAGAUUUGUGCUGACAGGCCUAGAGCGGCGAGCUGAGAUAGCACGAGAAUCACCCCCUGCUUCGAAGAACGAUCAAUUUGUCCCUGCGGAGCUUCUCGAUAUCCAACCGAAAGAUCUGCCAUCGGACUUAAAACAGGCGCGAUGGUUGACGCAGGCAUAUUUUCAGGCGGUCCAUUUACAGUUCCCGUUUUUUCACAGACCCACUCAUCUGGAACUUCUUCAGAAGGCUUACAGCGGCGUGGAUGUCACACCUAUUGAUCAUUUUCAGAUUUCCUGGUUUUGGCUAUCGUGCAUGCUGCUUCUACAAAUGUACACGAUCAACAACCCAACCUCGGGGAUCAGCCUUUGGACCCUCCAUUAUAACUCCCUGGCCGCCGUAAUGGAGCUCGGACUGCAUCGCAAUGUUCAGGGCUCUGCCUUCACCGAGUUCGAUCAGGAGAUGCGCACCAGGGCUUUCUGGUGCGUCGAUAUGAUGGACCGCUUCUUGAGCACCUUACUCGGCAGGUUGAUAGGUUUAAUAGACGAGCAAUGCGACUUGAGGUUACCGCGAGAAAUCAAUGAUGAAGACCUGAAGCCCAACCAGGAGAUACCGGCUCCAGCCACUGGAGCUAUAACCGAUUUGUCUAGCGCAAUCCAUCUCUUCAGGCUUGCCCGGUUCAAUGCCGAGAUCAAAUGUGUGCUAUAUUGUGUCGACCGAAAUUAUCCCCCAUACACGCAGCCUGCUAUAACGGACGUCAAGGGAUGGCAGGAAGAUAUGCUGAACCGUCUGCGCCAGUGGAAGUCGUCCAUCCCGUGCCAUCCGCCAGAUAGCUCCGCAUGCUAUCUGAAUGACCUGCUAAAAAUCAAAUACUACGAGCUCGUGAUGCUGGUCGUACGCCCGAGUCCGCUCUUCAAUCAUCCCUCCAGAAGCCUGAUUCGGCAAUGCUUCCAUUGCGCCUUGGAAUGUAUUCAGCUCUACCAUAAGCUUUACGUGAAUAGUAUGCUGCACUAUAACUGGAUGAAUGUACAGUCGUUUUUUCUAUGCGUGGUGACGAUAUUCUAUUGCGUCUGGGCACCGGACGGGGUGGGUGACGAAACCGACCUUGAUACUGUUUUACACGCACUGAAGUCCGCGUCCGACAUUCUCAGCGCCACCGGAGAGUACUGGCUCGAAGCCAAACGAAGCCGUGAUGUGUUGGAUGGCAUCGCAAGGGCUACGGUACGGCGGUUCGCGCGGAGUCUUGCGCGCGCGGGCCAGUCCUCGCCAUCACAUCCAGGGGGCGACAUCCAUCGCAGCCCUGGUGAUCAAAGGAUAGCUGGAUUGAAUAGCUUGGAUACUGGAGCGUAUGCCGCUGGUAUCGGACAGGCCGAACAGAUCUUAUUUGAUCCGUACUAUGUCCCAACGCAGCAGCCCGCUGCCACAUCCGAGCUCCUGUCGUUCUUUGCGGGGUUCCAGUCCGACACGACUUGGACUGGUGGAACCUUCCGUGGGAUCUACCGGGCGGGAUGGGAGAUAUGA
Messenger RNA from Aspergillus brunneoviolaceus CBS 621.78, 1950 nucleotides. RefSeq lists its product as uncharacterized. The transcript is spliced from 5 exons. NCBI's taxonomy places the organism in Eukaryota, Fungi, Ascomycota, Eurotiomycetes, Eurotiales, Aspergillaceae. The record is from RefSeq and is a predicted model, not a curated record. Bases 1 to 1950 code for a protein of 649 amino acids. Gene Ontology annotation, biological process: positive regulation of transcription by RNA polymerase II; DNA-templated transcription. Gene Ontology annotation, molecular function: sequence-specific DNA binding; zinc ion binding; DNA-binding transcription factor activity, RNA polymerase II-specific.